AUGUCGUUCAUGCAACCCGUCAUGCCCUUUCUGCGUCCCUUGGGACCUCCGCGUCCGGCCACUGUCCGCCAAUUCCUGCGCUUCUCCACCUCCACCAUCCGAUCGGAUGUAUACACUCCUCCCACUGUGGAUCCCAACCUCGUCGCCUCGCGCUCCGCUUCUCCAUCAUACCCUCCUACAUCGCUCAAGUCGAUCCCGCGACCUCUCACAUCACACGCCUCACACCGUACCUCGCAACCAACAAAGAUCCGCAACUACCCAGAUCGUGUCUCGCAGAAGGACGCACCUGCGACUCUCGAGACUCCUACUCUUCCCGAGUCAGAAAUCGCUCCCAACCUUCCAUACUUUGUCACCAGGACACCUUCGAAUGAAUUGCCCAUCUACACUUUGAGGAAACGCGGAGGCAACAUGCGAUUGACCCGUGUCAAGAAGAUCGACGGCAACAUCGAUGUCCUGCGCGAUGCGCUCCAGAUGGAGCUGGGUGUACCAGACGCCGAGUGUGUUAUCAACAGACUUACCAACCAUGUCAUGAUUAAAGGUUGGCACAAGCCGCGGAUAGAGGCUUUCCUCAAGGCUCGCAACUUCUAG
Messenger RNA from Aureobasidium pullulans EXF-150, 588 nucleotides. RefSeq lists its product as uncharacterized. Lineage: Eukaryota; Fungi; Ascomycota; Dothideomycetes; Dothideales; Saccotheciaceae. Gene Ontology annotation, molecular function: structural constituent of ribosome. The transcript has 2 exons. The record is from RefSeq and is a predicted model, not a curated record. The coding region runs from base 1 to 588 and encodes 195 amino acids. Gene Ontology annotation, cellular component: mitochondrial large ribosomal subunit; ribosome. Gene Ontology annotation, biological process: translation.